AUGUUUCCCGUGGUACUUGAUACACUUCAAGCUCUCCAAGAGUCGGAAAGGGAAGUAGCAACCCAAGCUUACCAGUUGCAAGUGGCAAUGGAAAAUAGCCAGUUUAUAGUGUCAAUGAUAGUUUUAAAGAAAAUUUUCUCUUAUAUAUCAAAUUUGAACCGUGUCCUGCAAAAAGUCAAUAUUGACUUAGCUAAUACUUGCAAUUAUGUGACAACAAUUAAAACCACCUUGCAGAACCUACGUAAUGAACAGGAAUUCUCAAAUCUUUUUGAGGAAGCAAGAAAGUUGAGUUCCACUGAUAUAAGUGCUCCAAGAGUAAGUGGUAGACAAAUAAAUCGCAGUAAUAUACGAGGUCAAACUGCAGAAGUUUAUUAUCGACAAAAUGUGUUCUACCCAUUUAUCGAACACGUAACCACCGAGCUUGAUGCUCGCUUUAAGUCUCACGAAGAAGCAAUUUCAAAAAUUCAAUUGCUUCUGCUUAACCAGACUCAAAAUACCGAAGCAGCAAAGAAAUGUAUAGUAGGGAUAGGAGCAACAUUUCUUAGUGAAGUGGAAAUAAAAGGUUUGGUAAGCGAGUAUGAGCUCUGGCACAAUCAUUGGUCUAAUCAGGAAAAGCCCUCUACCGUAUUAGAAGCUAUGGACGAGUGUGACGAACUCUUUUUCCCAACGGUUAAGAAGCUUCUUCAAAUCUUAGCGACACUUCCAGUGUCAACCGCCACGCCUGAACGCAAUUUUUCCACUCUUAAGAGGCUAAAAACGUACUUAAGAAAUAGAAUGGGAGACGAGAGGCUUACAGGCCUCGCGCUUAUGAGUAUGCAUGGAAAUAUCGCGAUAAAAUUAAAUGCCUCCGAAAUUAUAAAUAAGUUAGCUGAAAGAAGAAAAAGAAUGAACUUAAUUUUGUAA
Molecule: messenger RNA, 903 nt
Organism: Diorhabda sublineata
Lineage: Eukaryota; Metazoa; Arthropoda; Insecta; Coleoptera; Chrysomelidae
Product: 52 kDa repressor of the inhibitor of the protein kinase-like
Exons: 1
Coding region: 1-903 (300 amino acids)
Molecular function (GO): protein dimerization activity
Source: RefSeq, a predicted model, not a curated record